Molecule: messenger RNA, 237 nt
Organism: Penicillium bovifimosum
Lineage: Eukaryota; Fungi; Ascomycota; Eurotiomycetes; Eurotiales; Aspergillaceae
Product: mitotic-spindle organizing protein 1
Exons: 3
Coding region: 1-237 (78 amino acids)
Biological process (GO): mitotic spindle assembly; gamma-tubulin complex localization; microtubule nucleation by interphase microtubule organizing center
Cellular component (GO): centrosome; spindle; interphase microtubule organizing center
Source: RefSeq, a predicted model, not a curated record
AUGCCCCCAAAAUCAGACCAAGCCGAUGAUAAGCGCCAAGCUGCGCGCGAAGUAAUCGAUAUCCUCCAAGAGAUUUCCGACCUGUUGAAUACCAAUCUAGACCGAACAGAGCUGUCGCUUUGUGUGUCUCUUAUCGAGAACGGGAUUAAUCCCGAUGCUUUGGCGGCUGUUAUUAGAGACCUGCGUAAGGAGACUGGUUCUUCGAAGCGCGUGGUUAAUGCCCCUACCGUGGAGUGA